UUCCCAACUUGGCUGAUGGGAGGCUGGCAUCAGAGAACGGGGCUCCCUGUCCUAAACUGUUCAGAUCUCACCCAGUGGCUAGACCUCUUCCCACUUCUCAAACGACGAAUGAAAACCCAAAGGUCCAGGGCAGCGGUUCUCAACCUGGGAGUUGAACGACUCUUUUACAGGGGUCUCCUAAAACCACUGGCGUAUCGGAUGUUUUCCAGAGCUACCCGGAGUCUGGUAAUGAAGACAGGAGGACUCAGAACUCAAGGGACACACAGCCCAGGAAGUGCUGCUAGCAGCAGCCAGCGGAGGAUGACCCCCUAUGUUGACUGCUAUGCUCAGCGCUCCUAUCCCAUGCCGGAUGAGCCUUACUGCACAGAGCUCAGCGAGGAGCAGCGGGCCCUGAAGGAGAAAGAGAAGGGCAGCUGGGCUCAGCUGAGCCAAGCAGAGAAGGUGGCCUUGUACCGGCUCCAGUUCCACGAGACCUUCGCAGAGAUGAACCAUCGCUCCAACGAAUGGAAGACAGUAAUGGGCUGCGUCUUCUUCUUCAUUGGAUUCACGGCUCUGGUGAUUUGGUGGCAGCGGGUCUAUGUGUUCCCUAAGAAGGUUGUCACCCUGACGGAAGAACGGAAAGCCCAGCAGCUCCAGCGCCUCCUGGACAUGAAGAGCAACCCCAUACAGGGCCUGUCUGCCCACUGGGAUUACGAGAAGAAAGAGUGGAAAAAGUGACCAACAUCACAGUCUGCUGCCUGCCCUUGCAAACCGAUUCCGCUUCCGCAGCCUAGGAGACCCUCCUCUCCUCUCUUCUCCUCCCUUCCCCUCCCCCACCUCCUGUCUUGUCUCCUCCAUUCCCUUCUGCUCCAAUAAAAGCAGCCUGCAUUGUUCUGCCUGCAAA
Molecule: messenger RNA, 883 nt
Organism: Rattus norvegicus (Norway rat)
Lineage: Eukaryota; Metazoa; Chordata; Mammalia; Rodentia; Muridae
Source: RefSeq, a predicted model, not a curated record